UUCUUUGAAUUAGAACGUUGACAUUACAAAAAUUCAAAGACUAAAUUCACAUUUGAAUAUUGAGAUCGAAGAAAUUUGUAAUAUACAAGUUGUAUUUCUAAAGGUUGAGUUUGAGGCAUAAAAAAUGUUUCUAUCUACUCCAACCCUACGUCCUUUCGUUCAGAAUGAAAACCCGGACAACACAGGUUUUAAAAAACCUGGAGCUUCUAAACCGGGAGGUUUAAGCAUAAGAACUCCUUUUAAAGACCGUUCAGUCAAUAGUGUUUCACCAACCUCUAAAUACAAUGCCAAGUUACAUACACAAAAAAAAUUGGAGCAAGCAUCUGUCAAAAAUGUAAAAAGUGUAAAACCAAUGAAUCUUCAACAGAAGGAGGAAGUUGAUGAUUUUUAUAUGAAUGAUUAUGCUUCUUCUAGAGAAGUGGAAGAUACAUUUGGUGACAUCUUUCCAUCUAAGAGAAUUGAUAUAGUCAAAUUCCUUCGUGAUUAUGUAUCUGGAGGAGCGUCUCCAAAAUAUAUAUCAGAUGAUGAAGAUGACGAGCCUUUUGAACUACCAAUUCCGGAUCAAAUUACAAGCUGUUUUCCUCCUCUAACUCCCAUUCAGACAUAUGAUGUACCGCUUCCUGUAUUCAACUAUUGAGAAAUGCAAAAAAAAUUCAUUUUCAACUCGAUCCAUUCAUUUAAUUAUAUCUUAUGCGUUUAUUAAAAUAUGAUUUGUUUUUUUUUCCAAAUAUUUAUGAAUAAGACUUUUUUCUGUAGUUGUUGAAUAAAAAGUUAGAAUAUUGUAA
This is a messenger RNA of Harmonia axyridis, 785 nucleotides long. RefSeq lists its product as uncharacterized. The transcript has 3 exons. The coding region runs from base 125 to 637 and encodes 170 amino acids. The record is from RefSeq and is a predicted model, not a curated record. Lineage: Eukaryota; Metazoa; Arthropoda; Insecta; Coleoptera; Coccinellidae.